Molecule: messenger RNA, 3378 nt
Organism: Vicia faba (fava bean)
Lineage: Eukaryota; Viridiplantae; Streptophyta; Magnoliopsida; Fabales; Fabaceae
Source: the annotation of a GenBank genome assembly
AUGGCACCUCCAAGGAAGUCUAGAAGUGUGAAUAAGCGGUUUACAAAUACAAAUGAUCUUUCUCCUGAGAAAGAUGGAGUUGGCUCAAGUAAAAACAAGCACAGGAAGAAGAAACUGUCUAAUAAAUUGGGAUCUCAGUGGAGUAAGCAGGAACUUGAGCGAUUCUAUGAAGCAUACAGAAAAUAUGGGAAAGAUUGGAAGAAGGUGGCUGCUGCUGUACGUAAUAGAUCCAUUGAAAUGGUGGAAGCUCUUUACAAUAUGAAUCGGGCAUACCUAUCUCUACCAGAGGGGACGGCUUCUGUUGUGGGCCUCAUUGCAAUGAUGACAGAUCAUUAUAAUGUCCUGGAAGAGAGUGAUAGUGAAAAGGAGAGCAAUGAUGCACCAGGAUCUCGGAAACCUGUGAAACGAAAGCGUGAAAAAAUUCAGUUUAGUGUUUCAAAGGAUCCUGUCCAGUCUCAGUCUGUAACUUCCAGUGAUGGUUGCCUCUCUCUACUGAAGAAAAGACGCAUUGAUGGUAUCCAGCCUCGUGCAGUUGGGAAGAGGACACCCCGAGUUCCAGUCUACCACUCUUACAAAGAUGAUAGGGAAAAUUAUGUUUCACCUAAUAAAAGAAGUUUGAAGUCCACUGCUGAUGCUAAUGAUGACGAAGCUGCACAUGUAGCUUUGACAUUAACCAGGGCUUCACAAAGAGGAGACUCUCCCCUUUCUCAAACACCACAUAGGAGAGCAGGGCAGAAGUCCUCUCUUGUUCAGAGCCGGGAAAGAAAGCAAAUAUCAGAAAAGACUCGUGCCAAGUUACACAAUGUUCCUGUGGGUGAAGAGUUUGUGGAAGGUAGUCUAGAAAGCAGAGGAGCUGAAAAUGGAGAAUAUGCUAGAGAUACUAGUUCCUUGAUAGAUAUGGAAGGAACGAGCACCGCUGGAGUUCUUCUAAAGAAAGGAAAAUUUUAUAGAAAAAAAGAGAAAUUGGAAAAUAUUGGAAAUGAUCAGCUUGAUGAUGGAGGAGAAGCAUGCAGUGGUACUGAAGAAGGACUUAGUGUUAGGUCUUUGAAGGAAAAUAAUAUGGAGGGUACUAAUGAAAGGCUUGAGCAAUUCUCUCCAACAAGUCAGCGGAAAAAAAGCCAAAACCUCUUUUUUGGAGAUGAAAUCCACGCCUUGAAUGCUUUGCAAACUUUGGCCGAUCUAUCUCUAAUGAUGCCGACAUCUAAAGUAGAAUCUGAUUCACCUGUCCAGUUGAAGGGAGAAAGAAUGACUGUUGUUAAAGAUGACAAGUCUGCUUUACCUGAAGCAACUUCAACAAGUCAUAAGAGAAAUAAAGUUAGACUCCGCGGGGUCUCUGUAGCCGACACUUCAACGUCCAAAAAAGCUAAACUCGGAAAAGAUAUAGCAAAUGAUACCAGUGCUCUUUCUGAAUCAAAAGAGCAGCUUCCGUUUGCUGAUAAAACAUGGAAAAGAAAGCACAAGUCCACUGUUUCAAAGGCUGUGGAUGAUGGGAACAAACCUGCAAUUAAAGGAAAACAAACUGAUCAUGUUAUUGCCUCACCAAAACAAUUGAAGAUGGUCAAACCAUCAGAGGUUGUCUUGCGUGGUGAUCAGAAAGUCUUAGCAAUAUCAACCGCUGAAAUUCCACUUUUGAGUGAAAUUAGUUCUCCAACCAAACAAAGAAGUAGACGCAAGAUGAUUUUUCAGAGACCAUCCAUGCCUAAAGAGAAGUCUUCUGAGAAUAUAUUGAAAAACAAACAUAAUAACUACUCUACCCAAAAGGAAAAGCUUUCCAGUUGCUUGUCAUCUUCUUUGGUUCGCAGAUGGUUUACUUUUGAAUGGUUUUAUAGUGCACUUGAUUAUCCAUGGUUUGCCAAAAGAGAAUUUGUGGAGUACUUAAACCAUGUGGGGCUGGGGAAUAUCCCAAGGCUAACUCGUGUUGAGUGGAGUGUCAUAAAAAGUUCCCUUGGUAAACCACGCAGGUUUUCUGAACAUUUUUUACACGAAGAAAGACAAAAACUUGAACAGUAUCGAGAAUCAGUGAGGAAGCAUUAUUCUGAGCUGCGGACUGGUGUCAGAGACGGACUUCCGACAGAUUUAGCGAGACCAUUAUAUGUUGGACAACGAGUAAUUGCCAUUCACCCCAAAACAAGAGAGAUUCAUGAUGGUAGUGUGCUUACUGUUGACCAUGACAAGUGCAGAAUUCAGUUCGACCGUCCUGAGUUAGGAGUUGAAUUCAUCAUGGACAUUGAUUGCAUGCCUUUGAAUCCAUUAGAUAAUAUGCCAGAAGCUUUGAGGAGGCAGAUUGGUGCCAGAAAAGCCUCUUUUAUAACUAAAGAACCACAGAUUAAUGGAAAUUCAAGUUUUGGGGGAUGUGAAAUGCAUUCCUCACCUGUAAAGGUACACUCCUCUUCAAGUGCUUCAGUAAAGCAAGGAAAGGUGGAUGCUAACCAUGCCACUUCCCAGACCAAUAUUGAUAACCUCUGUGCUCAAGCUGCUUGUGCUCAACCGUCUCAAGUGAUGCAACAUGAAGCUAAAGAAGCUGAUAUACAUGCACUUUCUGAACUAAAGCGUGCUCUAGAUAAGAAGGAGACAGUGCUAAUAGAACUUCGAAAUGCAAAUAAUGGCAUAUUGGAAAAUCAAAACGGCAUAGAAUGUUUAAAAGAUCCUGAAGGUUUCAAGAAGCACUAUGCCACGGUACUUGUAGAGCUAAAGGAAGCCAGUGGACAGGUUUCUGAUACCAUGCUUCAAUUAAGGCAACGCAACACCUACAUGGACAACUCUUUCCCACCAUGGAUGAAGCCCAAAGCAGAUUUUGAAGUUAAUGAUGAUCUUCCUAGUGUGUUGGAUAAUUCUAUGACACAAGAGUCUAGGUCAACUGUCAUUGAAAUUGUUAAAAGAUCCAGGCUACGGGCACAUGCAAUGCUGGAUGCUGCAUUUCAGGCAUGGUCUCAAGCUACAAAGGAAGGUAAAGAUGCUAUUACGAGGAUUGGACAGGCAUUGGAUUCUAUUGAUUAUCAGCAAUUGUCCUCUAAGUACAGGUUGCCUGUGAUAAGGUCCCAAGAUCAAGUGAAUGGCAGUUUUUAUCAGCAUAAUCAAUCGACUUGCAAAGCAUCCGAGCCUUUACUUAAUGAUGCAUCUGGUCCAAAAUUGCAUAAAGAUUCUGAUGAAGUUGAUUUUGAAAUACCGUCAGAGCUCAUCACUUCAUGUGUUGCUACAUUAACCAUGAUACAGAGUUGUACAGAACGACAAUACCCUCCAGCAGAUGUGGCUCGGAUAUUAGAUUCUGCUGUUACCAGCUUGCAACCGUGCGAUCCUCGAAACCUUCCUAUUUACAGAGAAAUUCAAAUGUGCAUGGGAAGAAUUAAGACCCAGAUUUUAGCUCUCAUCCCUACUUAG